AGGCCAGACUUUGGCCAGUGGGAGUACAAAAUGCCCUGGUAUCGAUGGGAGUAAACAGUGCCAUAAUUGGUGUCAGUGGGAGGAAUAGUGCUCCGUCAUUGGUAUCAGUGGGAAGAGUAGUGCUCCAUCAUUGGUGUCAGUGGGAAGAGCAGUGCUCCAUCAUUGUUGUCAUUGGGAGGAAUAGUGCUCCAUCAUUGGUGUCAGUAGGGGGAAUAGUGCUCCAUCAUUGGUGUCAGUGGGAGGAAUAGUGCCCCAUCACUGGUAUCAGUGGGAAGAGUAGUGCUCCAUCAUUGGUGUCAGUGGGAAGAGCAG
Messenger RNA from Staurois parvus, 312 nucleotides. Lineage: Eukaryota; Metazoa; Chordata; Amphibia; Anura; Ranidae. The record is from the annotation of a GenBank genome assembly.